Molecule: messenger RNA, 6156 nt
Organism: Rhodamnia argentea
Lineage: Eukaryota; Viridiplantae; Streptophyta; Magnoliopsida; Myrtales; Myrtaceae
Product: trans-Golgi network-localized SYP41-interacting protein 1
Exons: 8
Coding region: 179-5851 (1890 amino acids)
Source: RefSeq, a predicted model, not a curated record
CUAACGAGGCCCCCACGUGGACAUUUCGACCGUGGCGUUGAUCCCCUGCUGCGCGACCAGAUCUCGUCCCCUGCAUUCUCUCUCUCACAUACACGAUUUCAGCAAAAUCAGCAAGGCAACAGAGACUGCGACCGAUCGGGGCGUCUUUGCGAUCCGAGAGUAGGCGUUUCGUGGUUAGAUGUCGGAGAAAGAUGGCAGUGAAGCUGGGGACGAGGCGGCGUCGGAGCCGUACGAUGGCCGAUCGAGCGUGGGCGGAGGGUUUGGCGAUACCCGGGCCUCACAGCCCAACGGCACUAUCCAUUCCGAGUCCUCCGUGGCCGACGCUGAUGCUUCGUUGAAUCAGGUAGCUAACAUGGAGCAGACCGAUUCAGAUAAUGAGGAAGCAGGGCCGGUUGGUGAAGAUGCUGGAAAAGAUGAGUUCGUUGAUGCCCCAGAAGAGUUAAAUGCUGAUGCCAGGGAAGCAAUUAUGACUGCUGGAAUAGAAGGCGCGUCGGAGGAAAGGAGCAAUUUGCCCAAGAGUGACUUCGGCCAACUUGAGAAUGGAACUGGGGCCCAUCAGCCGACGGAUGAGCUCUUCCGGCUGCAAAUGGUGUUGGAGAAGACCGUUAUUGAGAAAGAAAUUUCUAUAAGGCAAUACAAGGAAGAAAGAGAUAUAUAUGCCAAAGAACUUGGUGAUCUUCGCCGUCAACUCAAAGGUUUGACUGUCAAACGGCCGUUGCUCCAUGAAAAUGGUGAUAGGAUAAUUAAUCACGAAGCAGAAUCUGAUGAUGGGGAGGAAAAAACCCAUGUACCUGGGUACUCUCCACAUGAUAUGUUUAGGGAAUGUUCAGACUUCAUUAAAGUUGCACAAAAAGAACGUUUACAGAUGGAAGCUACAAUAGGAAACCUUCAUGCUAUCCUUUCUACAAAGGAUCAACAGAUGGAAGAUCUUAAAUCCAAGAUUGCUGAUUCUGCUCAGAAAUCUGCCUAUAUAUUUUCGAAUCACCAAAACGUUGAUGAUGCUACUAGUAGAAUAUUAGAUUCACUUGCCUUAGUAGUUGAACAUGAAGAUCUUUGGGAUGAUUCUGCCAGCGAGAAAAUAAAUCUUGUUGAGAGAAGAACAUUGCGGUUAAUUGAAAAGUUCAACCAGAUUUGUUUACAAAUUGAUCAUCUUAGGCAGUGUUUAUCUGAGGUUUCUUCAGAAUCUUUAGAUUCUAGGAUGCAGGAGGAUAGGGGGGAUGUAAUAAUUGCAGCUUGUAAUGAGUUGUUGAAGUGCAAAAGGACGGAAGCACACUUUGCUGGAAAACUAAGCCAAGCAGAAGAUGAUAAUAGAAAAUUGAUUGAACAGCUUAAUGAGGACAAGGACUUGGCAGAAGAAACUAAUGCAGAACUUAGCCGACUCAAAAGUGAAAUUGAGCAGGAGAGGAUGCGUUGUGGUAAUGUCAAAGAAAAGCUUGGUAUGGCUGUAACAAAGGGGAAAUCAUUGGUGCAGCAGAGAGACUUGCUGAAGCAUUCAUUGGCUGAGAAGACGGAUGAGCUUGAGAGAUGCUUGAUUGAGCUUCAGGAGAAGUCAAGUGCGUUAGAGGCGGCUGAACAAUCUAAGGAAGAGUUGGUACAGCAGAGAGACUCGCUGAAGCAUUCAUUGGCCGAGAAGACGGAUGAGCUUGAGAGAUGCUUGAUUGAGCUUCAGGAGAAGUCAAGUGCGUUAGAGGUGGCUGAUCAAUCUAAGGAAGAGUUGGUACAAAGUGAACAAUUGGUUGCACUCCUGCAGGAAAAUCUCUCACAGAGGAAUGCGAUUCUCGUCCGGUUUGAAGAAAUUCUCUCUGAGGCUAGUUUUCCUGAGGAAAUGAAAUCUGCUGAGAUUGUUGAUAAAUAUAAAUGGCUUGUGGAUGAGAGAAAUAUGUUGAAAGGUGUUUACAGAGAAUUUCAAAAAUUGAAAGAUUCCUUAACUGAGAUAGAGUUGUCUGAAUCUUUUUCAACUUCCAACUUGGAAUCCCGUAUUUUUUGGCUAAAGGAGUCAUUUACUCUUGCCAAUAACGAAGCAGAAACCCUACGAGGUGAAAUUUCUCGAAUAAAAGAAGCCGCAUACGAUGAGAUUGACAGGUUAACUGCUGCAUGUUCUGUUGCAUCGGUGGAGAAGGAAUAUCUUGAAAUGGAGGUUGACGAAAUAACACUUGAAUACAAUGAUAUUGUCAAAAAGGAGCAACAAGUGUCAUGGGAGAAGGAGCAAAUGGUCAUGCUGUUGGUAAAAGCUUCUGGAAUCUCGGUUGAAGAAGACCUUAUGGUCCAUCAACGGCUAUCCUUCUCUGACUGCAAUGUUCUCAUUGAAAGAUGCUUUGAAAAGGUUACGGAACAGAGAACUUCUGAGUUGGGUCCUCCUCAUGCUGAUUUGGAAUCAUUUGAAAGAAUUAAAAGUCUUUUAUACUUGCGGGUUCAGGAGUUAAUGCUAUAUGAGAAUGUACUUGAAGAAGAGAUGCUGGAAAAGUCUCAGAAGGUUGAUAAUUUUUCCUAUCAGUUGCAAUUGUUGUCUAAUGAACUUGAAACACUCAAAGAGGAAAAGGAUCAUUUGCAAAAGGAUCUCGAACGAUCAGAAGAGAAAUCUGCUCUUUUGAGAGAAAAGUUAUCUAUGGCGGUCAAGAAAGGAAAGGGACUGGUUCAAGAUAGGGAAAACUUGAAACAUCUUCUGGAUGAGAAGAACUCUGAAAUUGAAAAACUGAAGCUUGAGAUACAGCAGCAGGAAUCUGCAGUUACUGAGUCCAAGGAUCAGAUAAACCGAAUGUCUACUCACAUUGAGCACAUACCAAAGUUGGAGGCGGAUCUUGUUGCCCUGAAAGAUCAACGAGAUCAACUUGAGCAGUUCUUAUUGGAGAGUAAUAACAUGUUGCAGAGGGUGAUUGAGUCCGUUGAUGGUAUCGAUAUUCCUGCAAACACUGUUUUUGAAGAGCCUGUGGAAAAGGUGAAGUGGCUGGCGGGGUACCUCAAUGACUGUCAAAAGGCAAAGGAACAUACUGAAGAAGAGUUAGCCAAAGUUCGAGAGGAAUCUAGUGAUUUAUUGGGCAGGUUAGCUGAAGCCCAUACUGAUCUGAAAUUGUUGCAAGAUGAAAGGCAGGGGUUUGAAAAGUUGAAAGUAGAAGCCAUUGACUUAGAAAGCAAGUUAGUUGAAGCCAAAGCAUCUAUCAAAGCUCUGGAAGACUUGUUGUCAGGAGCACAGGAUGAUGUACUCAGGCUUGUGGAAGAAAAGAGGGAAAUAGAAACCAGUAAGGAAAAUGUUGAAAAAGAGCUGCUGAAAGCCAUUGAAGAAGCUUCUUUCCAAGUUAGUAACUUCACUGAGGCUUGUGCUCGCAAGAAGUCCCUUGAAGAGGCAUUGUCGCAGGCAGAGAAUCAUGUUAAUGCACUCACCAAUGAGAAGGAAGCAGCUCAUGUCUUUAGAGCUGCGGCUGAAAGGGAGCUAGAGAAACUGAAGGAGCAGAUCUCCAUUCAGACUGGAAAAUUGGUAGAUGCACAACAAACUAUAGAGUCACUAGAAGAUGCAUCAUUGGAGCUGGAGAAGAAACUUGGUUUAUUAACUGAGCAGAACCAUAAUUUAGGAGUUGAGAGAAGCCAUAUGGAGACUGAGCUGAAGAAGCUGCAAGAUGAAUCUGCAACCAAGGAAAUCAAGCUGGCAGAUGCUUCUGUAACAAUUAAAUCAUUGGAAGAUGCAGUGUCAAAGGCUGAGAAUGACGUGUUGGAGCUUGAUAAUCAAAACAAGAGACAUAACCAGGAAGUAUCAGCACUCAAUUCAAAGUUGAACGCAUGUCUAGAAGAAUUGGCUGGCAAAAAUGGCAGUUUGGAGAACAGAUCUCUAGAACUUGUCAGUUACCUUAAUGAGUUGCAUGCCCUUGUGAAAAACGAAACGUUGUUUCCCCUUAUGAAGGAUUGCUUCGAGAAAAAAUGGGAGGGCCUGAAGAGCAUGAAUGACAUCCUUGAAAGAGUAAAAGAUCAACAUAUUUGCUUAUAUUCAGAAGCAGCAGAAAAGCAAACUGCUGAUGAGGAAGAUCCCAUCGCCAAAAACCAGUUCCCUGUUGAACUUAGCGAUAACCUGGGUGUUGAGAUGGAUGCUGGUUUGAUGAAUGAAGUGGGUAACGACAUCUCUUCAAUGUUUAGGAGGACCAUAGAAGGUUUUCAGUUGAAAGACAAAAUUCUUGUUGAUAAAUUUGAAGGCUUGUCCGCAUUUAUAGAUGAAAUUCUGGCAGCUCUUUUGAAAAAGCUAGAGGAAAGAUGUGAUGAUGUAAAAGCUAUGUCUCAGGACAUGAGAUCUUUGAAGCAAGAUCUGAAAGAUAUGGAAACGUACAAGCCGGAUCAUGGAAAUACAGUGUCCAUUUUGGAAGAUGACAUUGCAACUUUAUUAUCUGCCUGUACUAAUGCCACCACAAAAUUGCUGCUAGAAGUUGAACGGAAUUCUCUUGGGCAGUUGUCUAGUGCUGAGCUGGAAACCUCGAGUAGAUCUUAUGCAGAAGAAAGAGAAAGUAGUAUAAUCAAUGCAGAAUGGUAUCAAAAGAAGGUUGAUGGCAGCAAAUAUGCCAAACCUAUUCGAGAUUUGUUAUUUUCUGUUCAAAGUGUUCACGCUCUUAUUAAGCGGUUCCAGAGCACGAGUGAGGUGGCAACUUCAAAGAUAGAAAAUAUGGAAAAUGAACUUAAAGAAGCGAAAGUAGGUUUCAUGGAAGCCAUAGAAGACAGAAAUAUCAAGCAAAAUAGGAUCUUUGAGCUGGAGACUGAGGUAGAGACUUUGCAAAAUUCAUGUAGUGAGCUGAGGCUUAAACUCAAGGAUUGUCAAGCUGAUUAUGACAAGUUGAAGCAAAGAGAGGCUGAACUCUUAGAGGUGCACAGUAAUUCGUUGAUGAGACAACAAGAAGCAGAAAGUUCAUUCAUGUCCCCAUCCCAACGGGCAGCCCUUUUGGACAAGGUCGAUGGGGUUAGAAUCUCGUCGGAAGAGUUAGGAGGAGACACAGAGCCCCAUAUUUCUCCUCACGUGAAGAAGCUAUUCUAUAUUGUAGACAGUUUUACUAGAGUGCAGGAACAAAUAAGUUUGUUGUCACAUGAUAAUGAAGAGCUACAGUCCACCCUUGCUGACCAGGUUCUUGUAAAUAAGCAUCUGCAGGAGGAAGUUGAAACACGUAUGAGAUAUGAAGAAGACUCAGAGAAGAUGAAGAGAGAUUUAUCUGAUCUAAGAGUUAUUUUGGAGAAAGUUAUAAAUAUGUUUGGUGGUAGAGAGUUAGUUAGUGACCAUAAUACUUCUAGCUUAAAGGGACUUUUAGCAACCUUAGAAAAGCAAAUUGUGAAUGUGCUUAUGGAAUUUGAAAACUCUAAAUCGGAAGCCCAAGAACUUGAAUUGAAGUUGUUGGGAAGCCAGAAGCUUGUGGAGGAGUUAUCGAGUAAAGUUAAAUUGCUUGAAGAUUCACUACAAGGUAGAAGUGCCCAACCAGAGAUCAUCCAGGAGAGAAGCAUUUUUGAAGCACCUUCAUUGCCUGCUGGUUCAGAGAUAUCUGAAGUUGAGGAUGUGGAAUCAGUUGGAAAACCGUUGAUGCCUCCUGUUCCUUCAGCUGCUCAUGCGCGGACUAUGAGAAAAGGAUCUACAGACCAUCUUGCUCUCAGCAUUGACUUGGAGUCUAAUCCUUUAAUCAGCAACCAGGAGACCGAUGAAGACAAAGGUCAUGUUUUCAAGUCUCUCAAUACAUCAGGCCUUAUUCCGAAACAAGGGAAGUUGGUUGCAGACCGGAUUGAUGGCAUAUGGGUAUCGGGCGGCAGGAUUUUGAUGAGUCGACCUGGAGCUCGCUUGGGCCUUAUCGCCUAUUGGUUGUUCUUGCAUAUAUGGCUGUUGGGCACCAUCUUGUAACUUUCGCCAUCGAUUGGACCAGGACCCCUCCGACAUCAUUCCUGUUUUCUUCAAUUUGUAUCAUAGAAAUAUCUGUAUCUCCAAUUCUUUUUUUUCUCUUCUGUUAAGAAAAAGUUGUUUUUCAUUACUUCAUAGUGCUAAAUUAGGGCAACAGUUUUAUAGAUAGGUCGCCAAACAAAUUCUUUGGCAGUUCAGGGCUGUCGAGAAAUUGCCGGUACCAUAUUCUGUGGAGAAUAAGGCAUAUCACUUCCUGCCUUGUACCUGGUCACAGUAAGCUUGAAUUAAAUUACUGAUGACUUUGAUCC